This is a messenger RNA of Gadus morhua (Atlantic cod), 3817 nucleotides long. It is a transcript of the gene rab38a, whose product is annotated as RAB38a, member RAS oncogene family. Lineage: Eukaryota; Metazoa; Chordata; Actinopteri; Gadiformes; Gadidae. Gene Ontology annotation, biological process: phagosome-lysosome fusion; endosome to lysosome transport. Bases 2108 to 2746 code for a protein of 212 amino acids. Gene Ontology annotation, molecular function: GTPase activity; GTP binding. The record is from RefSeq and is a predicted model, not a curated record. Gene Ontology annotation, cellular component: phagocytic vesicle; Golgi apparatus; late endosome. The transcript has 4 exons.
UGUGUGUGUGUGUGUGUGUGUGUGUGUGUGUGUGUGUGUGUGUGUGUGUGUGUGUGUGUGUGUGUGUGUGUGUGUGUGUGUGUGUGUGUGUGUGUGUGUGUGUGUGUGUGUGUGUGUGUGUGUGUCCCAAAGUAAGAUCUUAUAUUUUUAGUUGCAUCAAUUUUAACAAGUGUGGCACUCGAUAUUUGUGUUAAAUAUUUUUAGUUUUCUUUUAUCACAGACGCAUAUGGUAGAUGUUAUUUUCUUUACCUUGACAUGUUUCGACGGAUAUACUUCUUCAUCAGAAGGUCACACGGUGUACUAGUGUGACGCGUUCUUAUCAGCUGAUGUUAACGGAGAUGUGAUCCACCUGUCAGUUUUUUGACUGGUGAACCACAUCUCCUGCUGUCAGUCCGAAGCCCCCCAGGACGGCACUCCAGGUAUAGGAGAGCAUAUAUGCUCCCUCAUCUCUGUUCAUCGUUUUCGGGCUCCGCUUUCUUAUUUCAAUCGCCUCCUUUAUCCAACGGUGGUAUCGGUUGUCUUUUAUCCUUUGGAUAAAGGAGGCGUCACACUAAUACACCUGUGUGAGCUUCUGAUGAAAACGGAGGUAUAUCUGUCGAAACAUGUCAAGGUCAAGAAAAUAACAUCUACUAAUAUAUGUUUCUGUGAUGAAAUAAACAAUAAAUAUUUAUCUCAAGUGUAGACACAAUGAAUGCAUACAACUAUUGAUAGUGUUUUAUGUCAGUGUAGACUUGGGGGGGGGGGGGGGGGGGGGGGGGGGUGUAAUGGAAGGUCGCUAGCAAACAUGUAAACGUCUCAGAGCCGUCUCAAACCUUCUCAGGUGCAGCGAUCCUACGGUGUUAUGUUGUGUGCCAGGGAUGAGUCACAGUCCCUUCACACAGCUGGGGAGAUGACAAUCCAUUUCCUUUCAGCCACUGCUGAAGUCUGCCUCAAGCAGAAUGCCACCCACUUUUACCAGGGUUCAAUAUGUUUUAGCUUUUAACCUUUUAUUUGUGUUCUUUGUAGAUAGUUCAUCAUUUUUGUGAACUAUGAACAUUUGUCUUGUCAAUCAAAUCUGUGGUUGCAUUCAAAGGGAGGGAAGGUUGUUUUUCUACCUAGAAGAUGCCUCAAAGUCUACGGUAGACCAUGGGGCAAGUAAUAUGUGUUAUGCAUAUUGCUCUCUACAGGACUAACAAGAAGCCACGUGUGUUUGUAGUUCUGCAGGUUGUAGGUGGGAAAAAGGCCUUCUAUUCAAUACAAAUAUAUAGCAAUGGUCUAAACCUGUCCAACCUUUUUUCGUUUUUAAUGGCACGGUAACAUUUGAUUUUAGUAUGGUUUUAAACCUAACGCUAUCAAACCGGUUAUGUUCAUUAGCAGCUCCAGCAAUAGUCCAGUGCCUCAAAAAGGGAUGCGUAGAGAUUUGAAGGAUCUCAAAUUUAGCAUAUGAAAGGGAUUGGAUUGAAAAUGAAAAGGUAUUUGUAUUGUGUUGUUGAAGGUAUUUUGAGCCAUUGCAGUUUUUUUUUGUUAUGGAAUGAAAGUCAUUCUUCCGCCGUUUUUACUCUUCACCUCUCUUGCCCAUAUUUUAUGAGAUACUUAACUUCCCUGAUCGUUUUUUCUUGUAUUGUACUGUUCAGCUGUGUGAUCCACAGUUCUGGUCAAAUGCUAAUAAACCCUUACAUUACACAACAAAAGAUUCGGAGUGAAAUGUCACAUCAUGCGGAACCAUGCGCGUAGGAGCUGACGACCCAACAUUGCUCAUGCGUAAAAAGUGAAAUAUACAUCACAAGACAAUCGUUGAGAGGUGAUUUAAUAUUCAUGCGAGGAUGAUGCUACAGCUCCAUCUCUCUAUCACAAUAGCUCUUCUCAUUAGUUGCUCAAGGGGCUUUGAAUACAAUCCUACACUAGCAGCUGCACUCCAUAGCGCGCAAGUCACAAGGUCCACUAAACUGCGCACGACUUCCUCUGCCCCAAUUCCUCGUGUGGACCGGGGCGUACCUUCGCUUCCCAGAAUCAAAGACCAACUGGCCCAGCCAUUCCCAUUAUUUUAGCUUAUUUGUUACCCCCUCUCUCUCUCUCGACUUUCUAAAUAAGAUACAUUAAUGCACAACCCUCGCCCUCUCCGGUCGACAUGCAGAACAAUCACCAUAAGGAACAUCUCUAUAAGAUUCUUGUAAUAGGUGACUUGGGGGUCGGGAAGACGAGCAUCAUCAAGCGCUAUGUUCAUCACAACUUCAGCCCCAACUACCGCGCCACCAUUGGCGUGGACUUCGCCCUCAAAGUGCUCAACUGGGACCAGGAGACGGUGCGCCUCCAACUUUGGGACAUCGCAGGCCAGGAGAGGUUUGGCAACAUGACCCGUGUGUACUACCGGGAGGCCAUGGGAGCCUUUAUCGUGUUUGACAUGACAAGGCCCGCCUCCUUCGAGGCCAUCACCAAAUGGAAGGAGGACCUGGACUCUAAACUGAUCCUUGCCAAUGGUAAAAAUGUGGCCACCGUGCUGUUGGCCAAUAAGUGUGACCAGGGAAGGGACGCCCUAACCAACAAUGGGAUAAAAAUGGAGCAGUUCUGCCAGGAGAACGGCUUUGUGGGAUGGUACGAGACCUCUGCCAAGGAAAAUAUCAACAUAGAUGAAGCAGCAAACUGCUUGGUGAAGCACAUCAUCACCAAUGAAAAUGACAUGCUCCAAUCAGAAGAGUCCGACACAAUCUCCCCCCAAUUAGAAAAGAAUGGAGGCGGGACCUGUUCCUCUUGCUUUACAUCUCAGUAAUUUGCUUUUCAAGCAAUCAUUGUCUCUUGGUUUUUUAUCACAAAGAAUAGCAAAGUGUGUGUGUGUGCAUGUGUGUAUGUGUGGGUGUGUGUGAACGCAUGAUCACCCUUUCUGAAUCACCCUGUCCUCUUUUAAGCACACAUUUCUUCUAUUUCUAUUUCCACAUCCCUCUCCAUGUGUGUUCCUCCUUAUCUCCACAUAGGCUCGACGCCCAUCUCCUUCUCCUCCUUCCUCAGACCAAUUACAAUCCAAAGUGCGAAGCUAUGGCCCAUCCCAAACAAUCCCUCAAAAUGGCUCCUCAUCCUACCUCAUUCAAAGAUUAGACCCUUUCUCUAAACGUGGUGUCACACAAUCCUUUAUUUUAAUGUAAUCUGCACGUUGAUCAUCGACACUAUGACAUUUUGAAUAAGGGAGUCUGAUCAUUUCUGCAUCCAAUAUUGUAAAGUGUUAAACCGCCUAUUUUGAUUAUAUUGACGCGAUUCAAUUGCAUUUAUUUAAUGAACUUUUUGGCGCAACGCACACAGCCGCCUGAUGUCUAGGGGCAAGUCAGGCUCACUGUUAUCUUCAAUCGAUCUACCCACACAAGCGGUGCCAAACACCCUCCCUAGUGAAAAUGUAUGGUGUCCAAUGGGCUUUGGGAGCCUGAAUCUCUCACGCAGAGCACCAUGGGAGUGGCUGUGUGUGCUGCACUCACAUGUUGGAAAUACUUAACAAUGUGACUUCCUAACUUUGGCAUGGCCUGUUUUAUAAAUAGAAUGAAUAUAACUCUUAUUUAUCUGAUAUUCUCUCUGCAACUCAUACCCAUCAUGGGAAUAUUGCUCAAUAUUUAUAAUAUACAUCUACUACAUAAAACAAGAAAUGUUCCAUCCUUUUAAUUUUUUUUAUUAUAUUGGUUUUUGUAUAUCAACUUUCAAUUUUUAUUGUAUGGCUCAUAUGUUGUAAUAUUUGUUAUAAUAUAAUAAACCGAUCAUAUACAGAUGUACAUAUGAUAUAUUUAGCCCAAAGUAAAGAGUUAUACACUAGAGUUGACCAGUGUUAGACAUGUUAAUAAAAUCAAUUAAUAAAACCAUA